Messenger RNA from Musca domestica (house fly), 1137 nucleotides. RefSeq names its product 3-hydroxyacyl-CoA dehydrogenase type-2 (gene scu). Lineage: Eukaryota; Metazoa; Arthropoda; Insecta; Diptera; Muscidae. The record is from RefSeq and is a predicted model, not a curated record. The coding region runs from base 151 to 918 and encodes 255 amino acids. Gene Ontology annotation, cellular component: mitochondrion. The transcript has 2 exons. Gene Ontology annotation, molecular function: estradiol 17-beta-dehydrogenase [NAD(P)+] activity. Gene Ontology annotation, biological process: androgen metabolic process; fatty acid metabolic process; estrogen metabolic process.
AUGUGGUGUCGAUAUUGCCAUCGAUUGUUUGCCAGCACUACGCCACCUCAAAUCAGAAGUCAAUUGGAAUUCAACCGGUGUUUUAGCAGCUGUUCGGAAGCUUAACAAGUUCAUAAUAAUUUCUAAUUUAGCAACUAAAAAUCAAUAAACAUGAUUAAGAACGCUGUUGCUGUAGUUACUGGUGGUGCCUCCGGCUUGGGCCGUGCCACCGUUGAACGUUUGGCCAAACAAGGUGCCCGCGUCGUUAUGGCCGAUUUGGGUUCCUCCAAGGGUAAUGAAGUUGCCAAGGAAUUGGGUGACAAUGUCGUCUUUGUGCCCGUCGAUGUCACCUCCGAGAAGGAUGUAACCACCGCCCUUGAAACUGCCAAGGAUAAAUUUGGCCGUUUGGAUUUGGCUGUCAACUGUGCUGGUACUGCCACCGCUGUACGUACUUACAACUUCAAUAAGAAUGCUGCCCACCGUUUGGAUGACUUCACCCGUGUCUUGAUGGUCAACACCGUUGGUACAUUCAACGUCAUCCGUUUGUCUGCCGGUCUUAUGGGUACCAAUGAACCCAAUCAAGAUGGCCAACGUGGUGUUAUUGUCAACACUGCUUCCGUGGCUGCUUAUGAUGGUCAAAUUGGCCAAGCCGCCUACUCUGCUUCCAAGGCCGCCGUUGUUGGCAUGACUUUGCCAAUUGCCCGUGACUUGAGCACUCAAGGUAUUCGUAUUUGCACCAUUGCUCCUGGUCUCUUCAACACACCCAUGUUGGCUGCUUUGCCCGAAAAGGUGCGCACCUUCUUGGCCAAAUCCAUUCCAUUCCCUCAACGUUUGGGUGAACCAUCGGAAUAUGCUCAUUUGGUGCAGGCCAUCUAUGAGAACCCCUUGAUGAACGGUGAAACUAUCCGUAUUGAUGGUGCCCUCCGCAUGCAACCUUAAAUGUUGUAAAUAGAAACAAAAUUGCCGAACGUCGUGAUGAGUUUAAGGAGAUUUGCAUUUACAUUUUUAUGCGUUUUUUAGAAUUAAGUGGAAAAGUUAUACAAUUCAAAGUCUACCGAAAUAUUUGCCAAGCAAAUCGUCAUAGAAUAAUAACUCAAUAAAAUUUAAAAUAUUUUUGUAAAACACAAGAAAACAAAAGUUCUAGAAGACAUCAAUCAA